AUGGCGUCCUCCGAGACUACCUACAAGUUCUACAUAUUCCAUCUAGACCAACAUGAGAUUAAUGACGAUGAACAGCGUGAUCUCCCUAAAGAAGGCAACUAUUUUUUCUUCCGUUUAAACUUGCUUCAUGUCCUUAGUUCCAGAAUACCAGGCAGAGACAUAUACUUGGAAACAAUCACGGAGCGACUCAUAAUACCCCGUCACGAGUACUUGGCUCAGCCUUCAACCCUGACUUGCGACGCGCUCAUGUCCAAGUUAGGCUUGGCAAGCGAAGAGGCUAAUUACUUUGCGGCCAAGGCAACCUCUUUUGUUAGAGAGGUCACCGAGGAGGUUACCAAGAAUAGUGCAGACUCUAGAAUAGAGGCUUUCGCUAUGUACGUUCACAUUGUGGCUCCGAUCAACGACGACAUUGUCUGGGAAGAUCAAGAUGAGAUUGAGCGUGCCACAAUGGAAUCGGAGGAUGAGUUCCAGACGGUUCCGGCAACUGAGUCGUCCAUUCAGGCGUUGAAGGUCGAGAGUUCGGAAGGCAUAAGAACGACGGAAAAAUAUUGCAGUAUUUGUUUGGAAGGAUACAUGUCGAAUAUUGAUCAGAAUAGUGAUGAUGAUUCUAACAACAAGAUCGCAUGGAUGCCAUGCUCUCAUUUUUAUCACAAAGAUUGCAUCGUCCGGUGGUUACGUACCUCUCACUUGUGCCCCAUCUGCCGCUAUGCCAUGCCAACGUCACCUUGA
Morus notabilis is the source of this 729-nucleotide messenger RNA. RefSeq names its product E3 ubiquitin-protein ligase MPSR1. Gene Ontology annotation, biological process: protein ubiquitination. Gene Ontology annotation, cellular component: cytoplasm. Gene Ontology annotation, molecular function: zinc ion binding; ubiquitin protein ligase activity. Bases 1 to 729 code for a protein of 242 amino acids. The transcript has a single exon. The record is from RefSeq and is a predicted model, not a curated record. NCBI's taxonomy places the organism in Eukaryota, Viridiplantae, Streptophyta, Magnoliopsida, Rosales, Moraceae.